AUGGCGUGGCUGGGAGGAGUGGUGAACAGCAAAGACAGGGAUGAGCUCUUGCCUUCCACCUGGCAGGGUGCUCCGGGGGCUGGGCUGCCGGGAGCCAGAGGCGAGCGCGGAGACCCAGGACCACGGGGUGAAGACGGGCGCCCGGGGCCAGAAGGGGAUCGUGGGCCGGCGGGCUUGCCUGGGAACCGGGGGGAGCGUGGGGACAAGGGAGACACUGGGGCCCCGGGGCCCAAAGGAGACAAGGGCGAUACUGUGAUGAUGGAGGGGCCUGCCGGAGUGCGGGGCAGCAAGGGGGAGCCGGGAGAGCGUGGCCUGAAGGGCACGGAAGGGGACAAGGGGGACAAGGGGGAGCAAGGCAUGCCCGGAGAGAAGGGGGUGAGGGGUGAGCAAGGUGAAAAGGGCUCCAUGGGCUUCCCUGGGGCACGUGGCCCUGGUGGGCAGAAGGGAGAGGUCGGAGCGUUGGGCGAGCCCGGUGAGCCGGGCCAGCCCGGCCGCGACGGGAUCCCUGGAGCCCGGGGAGAGAAGGGGGACAUGGGAUCCCUGGGCAUACGUGGCCCCAAGGGUGACCGGGGCAUGAAAGGCGCCUGUGGCAUCAAUGGGGACAGGGGCGAGAAGGGCGACCGGGGAUUCGAUGGGCAGCAGGGAGCCAAAGGAGACCAGGGGGAAAAAGGAGACCGGGGCGCCCCGGGCAUUAUUGGUGGCCCUGGUCCCCGGGGUAGUGACGGUGCUCCUGGCCCCCCUGGGCCCCCUGGGAGCGUUGGCCCACGAGGUCCUGAGGGCAUGCAAGGCCAGAAGGGGGAAAGAGGCCCCCCUGGACAGUCGGUGCCAGGGGCCCGUGGCGUGCCUGGCAUCCCCGGCGAGAGAGGAGAGCAGGGCAGUCCCGGCACCCAGGGGGUCCGUGGGGAGAGGGGGGAGCCGGCCAUGACGCCUGUGGCGGCCAUUUCCCACGGCACCUGGAUUCACGGCUCUUCUCCACCCAGCCAUUCCCUGCUGGCAGCGCUCACGCAGUCCCUGUGCUCAAGUUGUCACACGCUGAGGAAGAGGAGGGCACUGAGGGAUAAUCCAUCAGUGGCUGUGCUGCCGGUCUCAGGGGGCUUUAAUUAA
Molecule: messenger RNA, 1104 nt
Organism: Pygoscelis adeliae (Adelie penguin)
Lineage: Eukaryota; Metazoa; Chordata; Aves; Sphenisciformes; Spheniscidae
Product: collagen alpha-1(VII) chain-like
Exons: 17
Coding region: 1-1104 (367 amino acids)
Source: RefSeq, a predicted model, not a curated record